AGGACUUUUCCCCACUUUGGGCGGGUCCCAUGAAACUACUGUUUAGGAUUAUCCUGAUGAGAUAAUCGAUUCCCGCGCCAUUUGAAGUGAUAAUUGAAGAAUAAACAUGCUCAAAUGUUUAUGGAUCAAAGUAGAUAUAUCGCUAAAACCAUUGUUUAUUUCACCUGUUCUGAGUACAUACAAAUACAGUGUAUUGCUGGUGUGUUUAUCACAAUACAGUAAAAUUUACUAAACUAGCUAUUUACAAUUUCUCCUUCAAAUGUCGCUGGUGUUAUUCAUUUUACCCACGUUUUAUUUUUAAAACCACGUUACUUUUUAAGUUGACCACAAACGUUUUCACUUAACCUAUAUCCUCUUUUUGUGACGUAGUAGAGACUCCAAAAUUGUUCCACUCGGAGUGAAACAAAGUCAAAGUUCCGUUUUUUUUUUUAUCGCAUCCAAGUUUCCUCAAGCGUUCCGUUUCAGACAUUAUUGAAUAAUGGGGGGCUAUUUUCUGUGGCAGUCUGUAUAUUUAUAAGUUAUAUAUAUUUGAAAGUCGCUAUUAUUACACGGCAGCUUGUGUAUUUCAGAGGGAAUCCCUUCACGUCACCAAGGAUACCAAACACAACAGCACAAAUAUGGGCAUGUACGUCAGCGGAACUCCGAGGCGGAGCCUGAGAUGCCUCAGUUGUACUAGAGAGGAUGGCUUCAUUCAUAAGAGCAAAUCUGCCACUUUACACCGUAAAACCUACAACCCCCGGCGAAUUCUAUGGAUCUGUAUUUGAACAUCUGACAGAGGCAGAGCGAUGCGAGGAUUUUACCCACAAUAACAGGAGUGUAGGACGCUUGUACCUCGGGAACAAACGGAGCCGGAUUAAAGCUUCUUCAUGCAACUUUUUUGGAAAGAAAUCAAGAGCAACUCGUCGGGAAAUAAACAGUGUAUAAUCGGUGACCUCCAGCUCUCUGCGGGUGCCCUGCUUCCUCUCAGUCCCCCCGGGGAGAUGUACCAAGGGUUCCCCGGCGACCCAGACAGCGGAUCCCGUGGAAGCUCGUCUCCGUCCAUAGAGUCGCAGUACCUUUCCUCCGUGGACUCUUUCGGGAGCCCGCCAACCACCAGCGCUCCGCAGGAGUGUGGGUCAACCGGAGCUGGCUUGAGCAUUGUGAGCAGCGGGCCUGGGACCAGUCUUGGAGCGGAUAUGCCUGGAUCAUUUGUGCCGACGGUCACCGCCAUCACCAGCAGCCAGGACCUGCAGUGGAUGGUUCAGCCCACGCUCGUCUCCUCGCAGGCCUCUGGACAGAGCUGCUCGACGGGAACUACAACCAUGACUCAGCCUUCCUCUUUGGUUGACCCUUACGACAUGCCAAGCACCAGUUACUCUAUAGGCUCUGGCUUGACUCCCCCAACAGAUGACACUCCGGGCCCGGCGCCAGGCCCCGUUCGCCAGUCCAGAACCCGUAGCCGCCGUACUCGAGACGAGUCUGUGAGUGAAGAUGGAGAUGUUGGUGUGUUACUGACACCAGAGGAGGAAGAGAAGAGGCGCGUUCGCAGAGAGCGGAACAAACUGGCUGCGGCCAAGUGCAGGAACCGCAGACGUGAACUCACCGACAGACUGCAGUCGGAGACUGACAUCCUGGAGGAAGAGAAGGCUGAGCUGGAGGCUGAGAUCUCAGAGCUGCAAAAGGAGAAGGAGCGUCUGGAGUUUGUCCUGGUGGCCCAUCAACCCAACUGUAAAAUCCAGUACCAGGAGCAGCCACAGCAAAGCACGUCAAGCUUACAGCCGUCUGUCUCAAUCGUGGGCUUGUCUAUGAAGGAGGACCCUUUUUAUCUUCCUCCCGCCUACUCAGCCCAUCCAUCCUCCUCGCAGUCGCAACUUCCGCUUCAGCAGCAGCCGCAGCAGCAGCCGCCGCAGCAGCAACAACAAGUCCGAGCUCCGCAGCCAGGAUUAAUGCAGGAGGUAGAGUUUUCUAGUUCUUUCUUUUGCCCUGGUCAGCUGGCACCUGGCGGGCCGUGCAUCGUGGCCAGCAACACUGGUGGUGAUGGUGGUGGUAACCAUGACGAUGCAGCCAUUGGCAGCCACAACACCUCAUACACAUCUUCAUUUGUGUUCACCUACCCAGAGGGAGCCUGCGGGGUCAGUGCCAACCAGCGGAACAGCAGUAGCGAGCAGUCAUCUGAUUCCCUGAACUCGCCUUCUCUGCUGGCGCUUUGACUGACUGAUAAACACUAAUCUGCACGCACACACCUUGAGUCGGCCCGAGUAGAAGGCCGGCCUGCACAGCAUAAGAACUCUAGUAUGAAAUAUUGGAGUUUGCCUGUUCCUUAAAGUCAUUCCAAUAAAGAGCCAUACGAACCAAUAGCUGCACAAUUGAGAACGAUAGAAACAUUUCGUUGCUUGAUUCCAACUGGACAACAAAAGUGACUCAAAGAGUUUUUGUUGAGUUCAGUCUCUUAACUAUAAUUGGAAACGCGCCAGAGCCCCACCUUGUUCCCUCUGUUGUCCGUCUCUUCUUCGGCGUCCUCAUUCUUCUCGUCCAUCCUUCUACUUUGUAUUGCUAAAUGUGUUGUGCAAAUCUGAAACAGGGGCUGAGGACCCUCUGUUGAGCUUCUUAUCUUGUGAGCGACAGCAGCAUCACCGCUAACCCCUCAUUCACUCGACCUCCUGCUGCUUCUUCAUUUGCUGCUUGGACUUGGCAGGUUGGGGAUCUGAAUAUCACAUCCUUCUUAAAUCUUUAUUUGUUGUUUAACUCCUCUUCCAUCCUGCCAUCUCCUCUUCUGUCUCUGUGUUUCUCUUUCUAAAGUCUCCAACCCCCGAGAGUCCGAAGACCCCCUCCAGCCCUUGGGACCUAGAGUGAUUGUCAGCUUAACUAAAAAAAAAACAAAAAAAAACCUUUAGCACCCGCUCACGCAGGAAUAAAGAGGCACCGCCGUUACAGAAGAACUUGAGUGCUCAUAAAGGAUGCACACUGCACAUGGAUGUCUUCUGCUGAGCCAUUUUUGAUGUUGAAGACUGAGCUCAUGUACUUGGGGAGCGCAAGAGUUGCUAGUGCAAGAAGGUUGACCUGAUGUUAAAGGUGCUCGCUAUUCAUAUUGGAACCAAAUGGACGAAAAUGAAGCCAAAUUCUUUUUGCCUAAGCUAGACAGAUAAUCCUGCUCUUGCCAACCGUGGAGGUGCGGCCUGUAUCUCACAGCGUCUCCAUCCUGAGCGACAUAUCGACAUUACUGAACUGACGAUACUUUAAUGCACCAGCUCUGUGUUCUUUCCGCUCGCCUGUUCAGGUGCGACCCGAUGCCUUUAUUCUUGAAGUUUGUAGACAACCUCUCAACGUUGGGCCCAGUCGUGUCUGCACUUUCUUCUGAGCGGUGUUUACUAUCAUCCGCUCCCAGAGGAUCCUGGCCCGUUUAUUUCUUUCUUUAGUGAGGUUGCAGCACAAAACCAGACCCGGGGAACACAUCGUGAGCUAACGUCGUUUUGUGUUGGUGUCUUUUCUUGCCUGUGAACUUGUUUUACCUGUAUGUUUCAGUGAGAAUUUAAAUGUGUGUUUUUGGCAUUGACUUCUCCCUUCACUCUUGUUUCUUUCCAAAGAUGUUUACGCUUAAUGUUACUACGAUUGUUGGAAAUAUUGCUUUUCUUGUUCUUUCAUUUGGCAACUUUGGAGGCAUGUUGUGCACUACAGGGGUGUUUCUGUGUCGAAAAAAAAGUCUUUAUGCAUAUACAUAUAUACAGGUAUCAUGUAUAUAUCAGUGUAUGUUCCAUGAUUGUAAAGUAUGAAUGUCAAAUUUAAGUGGGAUAUUUUUGUCAAUGAAGAACAAUGUACGGUGUUGCUGAGGUUUAGUUUUAAAAUAUAAUAUUUUUCUAACGGAACAAAAAAAAAUCAUUUAUCCUGAAGAUGAAGCACGAUGUCACUGCCUCUAUCAGUGUGUAUUUAUGUUUUAUAAACAGUAUAAAUCACUAUACAAGUAUAUGUAUGUUUAUAACUUUGGUAUAAGAAGGCUGUGGUAUUGUUCUCUGUGAGGUCUGUCCCUAAGCUGCUGACGCUAUCAACUGCAAAUAAGGAUAAAAAAGAUGUUACACAUAUGGAGAUGCAACAUUUUGACUAAACUGUUUUACUGAAGGGUUUGUGUUUAAUGUUUAGUCUCGCCGCCAUCACUCACUCGCGCCACAUCACAUUCUGAAUGUGCCCAUUCCUGAUUGUAUUUGAAACAUUUACUUUCCAAAAAUAAACUAUUUGAAUCAUGCAAAGACGAAACGUGCUUUUCUGUUGGUGCUCAGAAGAGGGGCAGACCUCCUGUUUUAUUGUAAACGUUGAAUAAGAUCUCUUGCUUGUUCUGAUGUUGGAGAUGCCUUUUCCUAACCUUUAAUGCAAAUGUGAUGAGAAUAUGUUCUGUUGUGAGAAAAAAAAACAUGUAACAUAUUCAACGGUUCUCAUGUACAGAAGGUUAUAUUUUGCGGUGCUACGUGUAGUUUACAACAAUAACAAUUCCUCUCGUUGACGCUUGGAGGCUGCUGUCAAGACUCAUCAGCACACUGUUUCUGAUUCUUCACCUGAAUGUGUUCGACGAUAACACAGUGAAUUUACCGUUUUGAACUGCCUGCAGGGCUUCUGUACUGUAACUGCACCUGUUACCAUGUAUUUCAUCCUACAUUAUUGCCUUAGAUUUAGAUGUACUUCGCUGAAAUUAUCCUUUGAUUCAGUGAUAUUUCUAUUGCGUACGGUUUGAAAACAGAAGGACAAUGAGAUCUAUUUUAUGGGAACUGCCGACACACACAUGUACUGUAUAAAAGAUGGGACACUGAUUUUUUUUCUCCUAUUUUUCUAUGAUGACGAGAACGUUGCAAUGCAUUUCUAUUUUUUCACCAGUCCCGUACAAUUACUCAGACUCGUCUUUCUCCUGGUUUUCUGAUGCAUAAACCUGAUGUAGCAAAGCCUGCAGUGCUGAGACUCAGUGCUACACGAUGUGGGGUUGUGACUAUACAUCGCUUUAUCGGUCCAUCUUAUCCUCACUGACAACAGUUUUAAGAAAACGACAGGAAGGAUUUGUGGCAACUGCUCUAAAGAAUUAUAUAUAUUUUUGAUGGUGUGCUGUUAAAGAAGUUUGCAUUCCUUUCAUCAAUGUUCCAUGUUAUUGUGAAAUCUGAAACUUUGUGAAUUAAAUAUCAUUUCCACAAAAGACUAAAUGAAUACUGUUGAAAAUGAACCUGAUAAGGUUUUAAAACUUGUCAUUUCCAACUUAUGUGUUAUAAUGUGCACUUGUUGUUUUUUUUACUUGUUUGAUCAAACGCCAUUGAAGUGUGAGAGUUCUCAUCCUGUUUUCUAUUUUCAUCUCCACUUUCCAAAUACAAUAACAUGUCCAUUCAUGUCUUCUGUUCCUAAACUACAAAUAUCCUCUGUUGUUAUUUCUAAUUUGUGAAGAAGCAACAUAAAUAAACACAAUA
Synchiropus splendidus (mandarinfish) is the source of this 5414-nucleotide messenger RNA. RefSeq names its product FBJ murine osteosarcoma viral oncogene homolog B (gene fosb). The coding region runs from base 867 to 2189 and encodes 440 amino acids. NCBI's taxonomy places the organism in Eukaryota, Metazoa, Chordata, Actinopteri, Syngnathiformes, Callionymidae. Gene Ontology annotation, biological process: regulation of transcription by RNA polymerase II. The transcript has 5 exons. Gene Ontology annotation, cellular component: nucleus. The record is from RefSeq and is a predicted model, not a curated record. Gene Ontology annotation, molecular function: RNA polymerase II cis-regulatory region sequence-specific DNA binding; DNA-binding transcription factor activity, RNA polymerase II-specific.